Messenger RNA from Acaulospora colombiana, 504 nucleotides. The record is from the annotation of a GenBank genome assembly. NCBI's taxonomy places the organism in Eukaryota, Fungi, Glomeromycota, Glomeromycetes, Diversisporales, Acaulosporaceae.
AUGACUUCGAAACACCUACAACUCCUUGACUUGAUACUGUUGCUGCUACUCUUUUGGACCAACAGUGUUGGUGCAGCUCCUACAUCUACCUCGACGGCGACUACGGGUAGCGAAACGGGAGCCAGCGGCCAGAAAUGCUAUGAGGAAGGACGCGAAGUCAAGUGCUCACCACUCAAGGUAGUUCCAGCAGUUAUAAUCUUCACUUUGUUGGGAUCAUGCGCCUGUAGAUUUAUAAUGGAGAGAAGAGGGAUCACUAUACAAGAGCUUGUGGCGAAGGGUAUUGAACGAGGAUACGCUAAUGCCGAGGCUCAUGCCAAUCGCCGUGCAAAUGCCAACGCUCCGGCACCUUCAAAUAUCAACAAUAAUAUUGAUACGAUCCGAAAUAACAAUGCCUAUCCUCUUUUAUAUUCUCCUCCUGGUAUUACUUCCUCCCGCGGUUCAUAUACUCCGCUCAUGGGAGGUGUACCAACAAAUCGCCCUAGAAGUCCCCCUCUCCCUUAUUAA